Molecule: messenger RNA, 1716 nt
Organism: Lentinula edodes (shiitake mushroom)
Lineage: Eukaryota; Fungi; Basidiomycota; Agaricomycetes; Agaricales; Omphalotaceae
Product: amidase signature domain-containing protein
Exons: 13
Coding region: 1-1716 (571 amino acids)
Biological process (GO): fatty acid catabolic process
Molecular function (GO): amidase activity; fatty acid amide hydrolase activity
Source: RefSeq, a predicted model, not a curated record
AUGUGGUCCCUGGGAGAUUACGAUUACAAGUCAAUCGUCCAGAGCAAACGUGCAGAACGAACUCGCUUAAUAUCCGCGGCGCCUAAAUCCGGUUCAAAGCAAAAGGCCAUUUUAAGCGCUGGAACAACAGCACUCGUGGACGGCAUAAAAAAUGGCGAAUGGACUGCCACGGAAGUGCUGGAGGCCUAUAUUGCGCAAGCAGUAGUAGCUCACGAAAUGACAAAUUGCGCCACAGAAGUAUUAUUUGACCAGGCUCUGAGAACAGCGAGGACUCUUGAUGAGGAUUUUUCAUCAACAAAGCGUCUUCGAGGUCCCCUCCACGGUGUCCCAUUCAGUUUAAAGGUUGUUUUGGUCAGUGGGUAUGACGCUACCAUUGGCUUCACUCGAUGGGCAAAUCGACCGGCGACAUACAAUGCGGCGAUCGUAGAUCAACUGCUAUCCCUCGGUGCCAUCCCAAUAAUCAAAACCAACGUUCCACAAACUAUGUUCUCAUUUGAAUGCAACAAUCCUCUGUGGGGACGUACCACAAAUCCAUACAAUAGUAAAUAUACCUGUGGGGGUAGCUCUGGUGGUGAGGGCGCGCUGUUGGCCAUGGAUGGAGCUGUGUUCGGCGUAGGCACUGAUAGUGGCGGAAGUUUACGCAUGCCUGCGGCUUACUGUGGAAUUUAUUCGUUAAAGCCCACAUCUGGAAGAUUGAGUCGUUAUGGAGCCUGUAGCCCUGCUCCUGGUUUCGAGGCCAUCGACACUGUAUCAGGACCCUUGGCCCGUUCAGUAGAGGAUUUAGAAACUUUCUGCAGGCUUAUGUUUGGUCGCCCCCGUCUGGGUCUUGAUGAUUACCCCAUCCCGCUAUCCUAUCGGGAACCCAAAGUGAUUAAUAAACUACGGAUUGGAUAUUACAAAUCAGAUGGCCUCAUAAGGAGUUCACCGGCGAAUAGGAGAGCUGUCGAAGAAGCUGUCGCUGCCUUGAGGAAGCAAGGCCAUGAGUGCAUCGAGAUUGAAAUCCCAGACGCAACUGAGGCAAUGGAAAUAUUCCUGGCGCUCACCUCAGCUGAUGGAUACGAAAAGAUGACUAGCCAUCUUGGUCAAGAUCCUAUGGAUAAAAGUCUUUGGUUACCCGUAUAUGGCUCGCGGUUACCUGGAUUUCUUAGAAAACUGGCGGUUCAGGUGAUCAAACCAUUUGAUGCAAAAUUUGCCUUUUUAGUUGGUGCAAUCCGGAAGAAGUCUGUCAGGGAAUACAACAGUUAUAUUAGUAAAAAGAAUCAGUGGAACACUAUGUUUUACAAGGAGGUUUGGGAUAAACAUGCAUUAGAUGGGAUAAUUGCUCCAGUACAAGGACUGCCGCAAGUUCCUCAUGGUGGCGCCGAAGAUGUUGGUCUUCUUGCGAUUGGCACAAUUCUAUACAACGUUGUCGAUAGUCCCGUUGGCGUUCUUCCAGUCUCGCAUGUUGAUCCAUUUAAGGACCACCUGGAAGAUGCUUGGACCACAGAAAAAUACGGGGCAGUGACGGUCGACCAUGAGUUGUACAAGUCAAAGAAGCCACUAUAUGACCCGCAGGCUAUGGCUGGUAUGCCUAUCGGUAUACAGGUUGUCGGGAGGAAAUUCGAGGAUGAAAAGGUGAUUGCAAUGAUGCGAAUUCUUGAUCAGGCGUUAGGCAGUGAACGAGGAUUUGGACCGGGGAUCUUGAGCGCAAGAUUGAGGGCGUCAAAAGACUCAUAG